Cynara cardunculus var. scolymus (artichoke) is the source of this 973-nucleotide messenger RNA. Its product is annotated as protein-lysine N-methyltransferase EFM6. Bases 41 to 706 code for a protein of 221 amino acids. The transcript has 2 exons. NCBI's taxonomy places the organism in Eukaryota, Viridiplantae, Streptophyta, Magnoliopsida, Asterales, Asteraceae. The record is from RefSeq and is a predicted model, not a curated record.
UUCUAGCAGCAAGGAAAGAGACAAGUUGGGAAGGGACACCAUGCGUUUCACAGACUCGCCGGUGAUCGACCUCACCGUCAACGGCGCAAAGCUCUCAUUUCAUCAAGAUAAUGGUUCAAUGCACGUCGGAACCACCGUCUGGCCUUGUUCCCUUGUUCUCGUCAAAUUCGCUGAGCGUUGGCUCACUUCCGCUUCCACUACUGACAACCCUUAUGCAACCCUUCUCGACUUCCACAACAAACGCGCCGUUGAACUCGGUACCGGCUGCGGUGUCGCCGCCAUGGGGUUUUACCUUCUCGGCCUGAAAGAGGUCGUUCUGACCGACAUCGCGCCCGUCAUGCCGGCACUCAAGCACAAUUUGAAACGCAACAAGCCUGUGUUAGGUAAGAUGUUGAAAACGGCGCAACUGCAUUGGACGAAUUCGGACCAAAUUAAAGCCCUAAAACCUCCGUUUGACAUUGUAAUCGCUGCUGAUGUGGUGUACAUAGAGGAAUCGGUGGGGCCGCUACUCGCCGCGAUGGAGGCGAUGGUUAGUGAUACAGGGGUGGUAUUUUUAGGGUAUCAGGUGAGGUCGCCUGAAGCUCAUUUAUUGUUCUGGGAGCAAUGUAAUCGGAUCUUUGAUGUUGAAAAGGUGCCGCAUGAACAUCUUCACCCGGAGUAUGCAUAUGAAGAGAGUGACGUGUAUGUCCUGCGAAAGAAGUUGUAAAAACCUGAUAUUAAGGUGCCAGAUGCUCAAGAUAGCAAUGCUGUUAGUCUGUGCAGCAUAGAAAUAAUAUGUAACUGACCAAAUAUCCACACUGUAAUAUCGGGCUUAUUUCCUUUCAGGUUCUUGUUUGUUGUCUCUUGUUUUAAGCUUGUUUAUGUCGUGUGUAUUGAUGCCUUAUUCACAAACGCAUAAACAUACAAAAUAUGUGCUUUCAUUGAUUUGGUCUUAAAUGGAAAUAUAUAGGGAGAUAUAACUUCUGAUUUGUAA